GGCUGAGAGAGACUGGGAGGCUGAGAGAGACUGGGAGGCUGAGAGAGACUGGGAGGCUGAGAGAGACUGGGAGGCUGAGAGAGACUGGGAGGCUGAGAGAGACUGGGAGGCUGAGAGAGACUGGGAGGCUGAGAGAGACUGGGAGGCUGAGAGAGACUGAAAGAGACUGGGAGCGAGAGAGGAUGGGAGGCUGAGAGAGACUGGGAGGCUGAGAGAGACUGGGAGGCUGAGAGAGACUGGGAGGCUGAGAGAGACUGGGAGACUGAGAGAGACUGGGAGGCUGAGAGAGACUGGGAGGCUGAGAGAGACUGGGAGGCUGAGAGAGACUGGGAGACUGAGAGAGACUGGGAGACUGAGAGAGACUGGGAGGCUGAGAGAGACGGGGAGGCUGAGAGAGACGGGGAGGCUGAGAGAGACGGGGAGGCUGAGAGAGACUGGGAGGCUGAGAGAGACUGGGAGGCUGAGAGAGACUGGGAGGCUGAGAGAGACUGGGAGGCUGAGAGAGACUGAAAGAGACUGGGAGCGAGAGAGGAUGGGAGGCUGAGAGAGGAUGGGAGGCUGAGAGAGGAUGGGAGGCUGAGAGAGGAUGGGAGGCUGAGAGAGGAUGGGAGGCUGAGAGAGGAUGGGAGGCUGAGAGAGACUGGGAGGCUGAGAGAGACUGGGAGGCUGAGAGAGACUGGGAGGCUGAGAGAGACGGGGAGGCUGAGAGAGACGGGGAGGCUGAGAGAGACGGGGAGGCUGAGAGAGACGGGGAGGCUGAGAGAGACGGGGAGGCUGAGAGAGACGGGGAGGCUGAGAGAGAGCGAGAGAGACUGGGAGAGAGAGGUAACAUGCAGAGCUAAAUAGAGGAGGAAGAGGGAGGGCGAGAGUGGCAUUGUGGGAAGGGUUGCUGAUACAGCACAAGCCAUCAGGUUUAUUUAUAGAGACCUCGCUGUCCAGCCCUUGGAUACAGCCAAUGAGCAGCUAGAGAGGAAGGGGGUGUCACACUCAGGAAGUUCUCAAUGUAUUCACUUCAGCAUUUAAAGGCACAGUGUGACAUUUCUCAGUGCUCGGCAGAUAGCCCUCAUAACUAUCGUCAUAUCCCUCCCAACUGAGGCCAGGGCAGAACAAGGCCUCUCAUAACAACAGCAGUUUCCAUGCGUUCUGAAUCUUCUGUUUUUUUUGUAGACCGGUUUUCUACUGCUUUGGAAUUCUGAUCCCAGUGCAUCUCCAGUCAUUACUGUAGCAUAAAACCACAACAUUGCAGGUGCAGCUGUAUUGUUAACCUCUAACAAUGCAUGGCCAAUGCUGAUGGAGAUGUAUUAAACAGUCUUUGCUGUAGAACAUGGUCGUAUUGAUCUGAAAGGCUGAUUAACUGUAACACUGUAAGCUCUGAGAGAGGUCUGGUGUGAGUGUGGUUACCUGCUCACAAUAAUGCAAAUUAUUGUGGAUAGUCAGAUUAAUAUAAUAGUUGAUUAAAAUGUUUACAUGCUUUGCAAGAAGAAUAAUUUCCCUAAUAAUCCUGUUUACAUGGACAUAUCUGAGGUCAGGCUUCCUGGAAAUAAAUGUUCUACCACAGCGAGCAUUUUUCAUUCUGAAUUCGGACAAAGUUUGUUUGUGAAAAUGACUUCUAAAACAGACUUCACUCGGGCUACAGAGGGAGGCUCGCCCUGCUGGUGCUAGCUAGCACAUGUGCAGAUCAAAGACACCUCUGGAAUGUCGGUGUUCACAUGUCCUAAUAAUGAAAAAGAUUGCUCAGUAAAUGAUCUGCCUACUGACAUAAUCAGUUUAAUAUUGAAUUAUUAGUGUACAUAUAAACAUACUGUGUGUGUUUCAGGUUUUAUUAGUUGUAUGUACAGGAUACACAUGGCAUACACUGUUCAACGAAGUGUUUACUUGCAGGUUCCUUCUUGACAAUUCAACAACAAUAAGAAAUAUUAUAAAUAUUUGUGUCUGUGUGUUUCUUUCUUUCUCUCUGUAUCUGUGCCGAAACAGAAAGCAGUUUGAGAUGAGUCACGUAUGUAAUGUUUCCUCCUUCCUUCUCAGCCCGCUCCUGAUGUCGGUGUUGGGACUCAUCCUAUAAUAGGAGGGAAUGCAUGCAGUCACCCCUCAGGAUUGAUGGCGCUCAGACGUGCUGUUUUGCACUUUGUUUAAACUACGGCCAUUGAUCGGCGGGCUAUUUCAAGUUGUAAUGUGUCGUUGAUACAUUUCACCCCCGUUACUAGUCACUUUAAAAUCCAGGGAUAAAAGCAUUGGCUGUGAAAUAUCUCAUCAAUUUCAUUAACCCCUUUUCAUAUGAUUUUUUUCUGCACUUUACUGGAGAUGUGCAAUUAAUGUGUUGGUUUUGCAGGACUCUAAGCACAGUGGUUGAGAUUUUCAUCAGCAACUUAGGACAUUGCACCAUAAGAUGUGUUGAAAGGGUUUGCACUAAAAGUAACCAAACCGUUGAACCGGACAUGCUGUUGGUACUGUUCAGCAGUAUAAGGUCAUUGGAGCACCAUGUACUCUGUUUAAUCUUCCUCACAUCUGGAGGGAAGAACAGAGUUGGGGACGGACAGACUGUAUAAAUUAAGGGACAUCAUUUCCCUGUCUUGACAUUUGACCAGCAGCAUUUUUAAUUGACCAGACAGUUGAGAGAUUUACUGGACCCACAUGUAUUGUGUGCGUAACCUGAUCAGGGACCUGAUCAGGGAGUCCACCCACAGUCCUCAGAAUGACAGAAAUCACAUUUUACAUGAUGGUCAUUCAUAUUAACAGAACAUGCAAGUCGAGGAUGCAACGAUGCGCGUCCUUCUUACUGAAUUCUGACGUGCACUUUGAAGAUGUUGGAAAAGUAAACGUGCAGUUAUUCUAACAAGAACAAGAAGAGUACCGAACAGCAACAUCACUAGCCUGUCAAUCUACUAUCCCCAUGGUGGAAAAGUUUAUCGGUCAGCUUGUCGAGAAAGAAAUGGCCCAUUCCAAACAGACUCUGGGACAGUUGUGGAACGAUAUAUCCCAAAUUCAUACAACCAGUAGACCUAGGCUACAUGAAAACGAGUCUGAUGCAACCGAUCAGAACGUUUAGCUUAAAAUGUUGAUAAAAUAUUAUUUCACAUUAUAAGCACAGCAAAGCACACAUGGUAGUAGGCUACGCGCUCAUUCCAUAAUGCAAUUCGCAGGAAAGACCGUUAGCAAAAGCGUAAAGCACAUACGAGUGGUUUCAUGUGACAGAUGGAAAAAUCUGUUUGAAAUUUAAGAAAGAGGGAAAUCUAAUAUGCAACAACUAGCACGGGUUGCAAAUGUGACUCGUAUUGUGCCUUUGGCUACUGGACAGUGUAAGAAAAGUUGAUUUAAAAUAAUUCCCUGGAAUAUGGUCUAAUUUUGGCUAGGCUACUUUGAGGCGAGGUAAGACAUGCCUCAGGUAUUAAAACGUUGAUGUUUCCAACAAUUAAGUAUGUUUUCAGAUUUUCCGCUCUGUGUAUGCUGUACGUGUGGUAAAUAUGAUACAUAACGAAUGUACUGUAUAUGCGCCAAUUUAAUUCCACAGAAUUAUGCAAAUGAACCUAAUAGACCAAUAAGAAUGACCAGUCAAGUGUCUUUCCAUCAAUGAAUAGGCUAAAAAGCAUUAUUUUGCAAUGUUUUGGCCGGCACCAAUUUUAUUCACCAGCUUUUCUUUAUUUUUUUUAUUGGCUAAAAAGCAGUCUAACGGAAACCCUGGUCUGAACUUAAAUUUGAUUCAAACUUUAACUUAGAACAACCAGGAUGAACAUAUUGUUGUAAACCUUCUACAUCCACAACUAGGUCAAAGCGUGGUCUGACUCAUUUUAUGUUGAAUGCCAGUGGAAUGAGUUUCCAGGCUGGUUUGCUGAGCCACUGGCGGAUGUUUUUUGUUUUUGUACAAGCGACCAGCCCACCUCUAGCUAAGUGAGUGAGUUCAAAAUUCUGCAGAGGCCAAGGUUUACCCAGGAGCCAGCGGUCCAAACUGCUGUGUCUUGGCUUUGGUAGAAAUCAGGCUUGAGCGUGUAGCACUGUCAAUACCACCCUCGACUGCUCUUACCAAGCCUGCUGUGUUCCAGCCAUGAUUUUAGCUCAACUGCAGUCAAACUGCAGGCAAAGCAAAGUCUCAAGACUGCAGAGAAUCUCAGUCAAGUUGAACCUGGGAUUCUGGCAGAAAAAACAGUCUGGUGGAACUUAAUGACGAAGCGAAGCAGCACACUAAACAGUGACUCGUCAUUUUUGUGUAGGAUGAUGCAACAAUUUUGUCACACAGUGGUUUGUCCCAUUGAAGCUCUAACCCACGUUGUCCAUCUUUGCUAGCUACCUUGAUGGAAUCAGAAGAUUUUAGUGCUCACAACAUUCAGCAACAAAAAUGGUUGGGUUAAGUUCCAUCUUCUAUAUCUUGUGAGAAGCCACCUCCUUUCUCUUUUCAUAUAAAAGCAGGAGUUGGAGCGAAAUAGUUCUGCUUGGAAAUACCCUCCUGGUUUUGAGGUGUGACAAUGUGGACUACUGACCUCCACAAAGAUCUCAUAUCUUUCUCUAUGUCACACACACAUUCACACAGACACACACACUCACAGACACACCGGGUUUGUCAGGUUGACCUGCGAUAAUGCUUUUUCUACUGAAACAGGACACCCUCUUGCAUAGAGAUAUUUCACUUCACCAUUAUUUGUGUGGUCUUUCUGGCAGGGAGCUAAAUGGCCCUGUGGAGUGGUACCCUACUAAGUAGCCACCCCACCCUCUUGCUCUACAUCCUUGAUAGGGUGUAUGUGUGUGACUUCAAAGAACAGCCAAGAAGGGUGUGUGAGAGAGCACAUGUGUGCUUUUCCUCUGCAGUGCAGUGCUCGUGCCCACACCCAUGGCAGUGCCAGUGUAUGUAUGAUGAGUUAGGAAGCUUCAUGUCGAUGUAUUUUUUUCUACAAUCAUCUCCCCCUCUCUCGUCCUUUCUCCCCCUUCCCUCCAUCUCAACGUCUGUCCUGUGAAGGUGGAAGCAGCUCAGGAUGCAAGCCCCCCUCCUCUACCCUCUGCCAGCCUGCCGCCUUGGGCUUCUCCCCCGCUGAGCCAACCAUGUCGAGCCAGCAUAGCCACCCCUCCUUCAGCAACAUCCACUCCAUGGCUGAACAGCAGCAGGUGCUGUCUGAUGCGACCAUACUGCAGAGGAGGAUCCCCCCAAGUUUUAGAGAUCCCGCCAGCGCCCCACUGAGAAAACUCUCUGUCGAUCUGAUCAAGACUUACAAGCACAUCAAUGAGGUGUACUACACGAAGAAGAAGCGGCGUGCCCAGCAGGUGCCCCCGGAGGACUCGAGCACUAAGAAGGAGCGGAAGGUGUACAAUGAUGGCUACGACGACGACAACUACGACUACAUCGUCAAGAACGGGGAGAAGUGGCUGGACCGCUACGAGAUUGACUCGCUCAUCGGCAAGGGCUCCUUCGGGCAGGUGGUGAAAGCCUAUGACCACCACGAGCAGGAGUGGGUGGCCAUCAAGAUCAUCAAGAACAAGAAAGCCUUCCUGAACCAGGCCCAGAUAGAGCUGCGACUGCUGGAGCUCAUGAACAAACACGACACAGAGAUGAAGUACUACAUAGUCCACCUGAAGAGGCACUUCAUGUUCCGGAACCACCUGUGCUUGGUGUUCGAGCUUCUCUCCUACAACCUGUACGACCUCCUGCGCAACACCAACUUCCGCGGCGUCUCUCUCAACCUGACCAGAAAGUUUGCCCAGCAGCUGUGCACGGCGCUGCUGUUCCUGGCCACGCCCGAGCUUAGCAUCAUCCACUGCGACCUCAAGCCCGAGAACAUCCUGCUGUGCAACCCCAAGCGCAGCGCCAUCAAGAUCGUUGACUUCGGCAGCUCCUGUCAACUAGGCCAGAGGAUCUACCAGUACAUCCAGAGUCGGUUCUACAGAUCUCCGGAGGUGUUGCUGGGCAUGCCCUACGACCUGGCCAUUGACAUGUGGUCCCUGGGCUGCAUUCUGGUGGAGAUGCACACGGGAGAACCCCUCUUCAGCGGCUCCAACGAGGUGGAUCAGAUGAAUAAGAUAGUGGAGGUGCUGGGGGUCCCUCCCAACCACAUGCUGGAUCAGGCUCCCAAAGCACGGAAGUACUUUGACAAGCUGUCCGACGGUCUGUGGACCGUCAAGAAGAACAAGGACAUAAAGAAGGUACUUUACCCCUCGGCCUCCGUGAGUAAAACUCUGCUCUUACUUAAUCUUCUCAUCUCAUCUCCGAACCACAUCUCUCCUGUCACUCACAACGCAGUAGGUUCAAGUUCUCCUGUCACUCACAACGCAGUAGGUUCAAGUUCUCCUGUCACUCACAACGCAGUAGGUUCAAGUUCUCCUGUCACUCACAACGCAGUAGGUUCAAGUUCUCCUGUCACUCAC
Molecule: messenger RNA, 6345 nt
Organism: Oncorhynchus keta (chum salmon)
Lineage: Eukaryota; Metazoa; Chordata; Actinopteri; Salmoniformes; Salmonidae
Product: dual specificity tyrosine-phosphorylation-regulated kinase 1A-like
Exons: 7
Biological process (GO): positive regulation of DNA-templated transcription; peptidyl-threonine phosphorylation; peptidyl-serine phosphorylation
Cellular component (GO): nucleus
Molecular function (GO): transcription coactivator activity; ATP binding; protein serine/threonine kinase activity
Source: RefSeq, a predicted model, not a curated record